CAUCCAUCCCCUGUUGAACCUCGAGAUGCCCCCCGACUACGAGCUCCAAUCCUAUUGGAAAGCACGGUUUGAGAACGAAUCGGAUUUUGAAUGGCUUGGAGACGGUUCCGAUACCAUCCUCCCGCACCUUCGGGCGCACCUCACGGAUCCUCGCGUUUCUGCGCGGUCCUCACCUUCCCGGCCCGCUCGUCUCCUACACAUCGGCGCGGGGACGUCAUCGCUCUCCGAACGGAUACGGGAGCUCUAUCACGACGUGUAUGGGGCGCAGGUAGACGAACGCGCGAUCGUGAACACCGACUUCGCGGAAAAUCUAGUGGCAAGAGAGCGGGAAAAGGCCGAGUUAGCGUUUGCGGUAGGUCGAUCGAGGACGGGAAUGCAGUGGGUAUGCGCAGAUUUGUUGAAGUGGGGGGAAUUGGAGGCUGCUCUGCAGCCGGAGGAGGAAAGACACACCUUCGACCUCGUCGUCGACAAGAGCACCUCGGACGCGAUCUCGUGCGGGGAGGACGUCUCCUACAGCAACCCAGACCCCAGCAUCCAUCCGGCUCUGAACGAGAUCCUGGCGGCGCAAGGAGGCAAGAAGAUCAGUAUAUCUCCUGUAGAGCUUCUGGCUGUACAUCUUGCGUCGCUGGUUCGGCCUGGCGGGCUGUGGGUCGGUUUGACGUUCUCUCCACAUCGCUUCCCCUUCCUGGCCAGCCUGGAGGAGCGAAGGGACACGCGGCAUUCGCACGCAGCAACGUACUGGACUAUCGACGAAGUUGUUACGGUGGAUGCGCCGACUGGGAUGGAGGGAAGCGCGUAUGCGCCGGUGGUCCAGCACUAUAUUUUCCUGCUGCGCCGCAAAUCACCAUGAUAAUGCGUCCGGUCCAGGAUUUGCAGUAUGGCCCGAGCAAGAGUUAUCGAGCUUAGUACGAGAGAUGUCGGAGAGAUGAAAGGAAGGAGACAACCGGGCAUCGUCUGCGGUAGUUUCACAUCUUUCCUGUGGUUGACACAUUGUAUGCAUGAGGGAAGUAACAAGGCAUUCGGAGAAAGCAAGCAUGAAUGCGAG
Messenger RNA from Dichomitus squalens LYAD-421 SS1, 1045 nucleotides. RefSeq lists its product as uncharacterized. The record is from RefSeq and is a predicted model, not a curated record. The transcript is spliced from 2 exons. The coding region runs from base 26 to 850 and encodes 274 amino acids. Lineage: Eukaryota; Fungi; Basidiomycota; Agaricomycetes; Polyporales; Polyporaceae.